Papilio machaon (common yellow swallowtail) is the source of this 966-nucleotide messenger RNA. RefSeq names its product probable uridine nucleosidase 2. The coding region runs from base 1 to 966 and encodes 321 amino acids. Gene Ontology annotation, molecular function: hydrolase activity, hydrolyzing N-glycosyl compounds. NCBI's taxonomy places the organism in Eukaryota, Metazoa, Arthropoda, Insecta, Lepidoptera, Papilionidae. The transcript has 8 exons. The record is from RefSeq and is a predicted model, not a curated record.
AUGCAUAGUUCAGAAGAUACUAUACCUGGGCCGAAACUUGUGAUCGACCAUGAUGGGGGAGCUGAUGACGCGAUGGCUAUAUUCAUGGCUCUACAAUAUCAAAAAUAUUUCGGUGGAAAUCAAGUCAUCGCAUUAACAACAACCCACGGCAAUGUAAAUGAACCGCAAGUGUUCAACAAUACCCAGAAAUUUUUAAAUAUCGUCGACAGGAGAGACGUAUUUAUUUACAGAGGUAGUAAAUUUCCUCUUGUAGAAGGAAUAGAAUCUGAUUACUAUUUUGGUAUGGACGGACUUGGGGACAGUGAAUCUGAAUUUCUGGAAUAUGAACCUAUUGAAGCUCAAUCAAAUUCAGCCGCUUUGGCGUUAAUUGAAUUGUCGAAAAAAUUUGAAGGAGAAUUGAUCGUUGUUGCACUGGGACCGUUGACAAAUAUUGCAAUGGCAGUACGACUAGAUCCAGGAUUCAUUAGUCGUCUUCUAAAAUUAUAUGUCGCUGGUGGACAUAUUUUCAGCGAAAUAUACAACGAACCAGAAUUCAAUGCAGAAAUGGAUGUGGAGUCAUAUUACAUCGUUUUACAGAACAGUCAACCAGAUAUAGUAACGUUGGUCCCCUUCUCCCAAGUAUACUUAUCUCAUAAUAUUAGUAGAGAAUGGCGAGUUUCAACUUUAGGUUCAAUACCAAGUGAAUUAAUAAGAGCUUUAAAUGUUUUUGAACAAAAAUCUAUAGUUAAAAGUGAGAAAUGGAUCUUACUAGAUCCAGUUGCUAUGGCAAUAGUACUUAAUAAGACUCAGAUUAUUGAAGAGUGGAGAUAUACGUACAACUCUAUUGAUUUGUGUGGAAGAGGAAGAGGUACAAAUACAAAUAAUUUCACAUCAAACGAAUAUUUCAACUCUAAAAUUGUUUACAAAGUGAAAGAAGAACCGUACAAGAAAAUGCUUAUUGACAUAUUUUCUGCCGAUUUGAAAUAA